GCAGGCUCGAGGCGGCGGCGAUGGGCGGCAGCGGGGCUCGGGAGCUGGCCGGGUACCUGCUGGCUCUGGCCGGGUGGGUGUCGGCGCUGGCGGCCGCGGUGCUGCCGCAGUGGAGGCAGAGCUCGUACGCCGGGGACGCCAUCAUCACGGCCGUGGGGCUCCACGAGGGGCUGUGGAUGAGCUGCGCCGCGCAGAGCACCGGGCAGGUCCAGUGCCGCCUGCACGACUCCCUCCUGUCCCUCGACGUUCACAUCCAGACCUCCCGCGCUCUCAUGGUCAUCUCCCUCCUCCUGGGCUUCUUCGGCAUCAUCGUGAGCGUGGUGGGCAUGAAAUGCACCAAGGUUGGUGAAGAGGACCCCAUAACCAAGAGCCGCAUCGCUGUCGCUGGAGGUGUCCUCUUCAUCCUCGCGGGUCUGUGCACGCUGGCUGCCGUGUCCUUGUACGCAACACGGGUGACCUAUGAGUUCUUCAGAGAGAGCAGCGUCCCCAUCAACGCCAGGUACGAGUUCGGCUCAGCUCUGUUCAUCGGAUGGGGAGCCACCGGCCUCAUGAUGCUGGGGGGCUCCCUCCUGUGCUGCUCCUGCCCCCCCAAGGAGCGGCGAGGACAGCGCAGCUACCGCCAGUCCCAGCCUUCCACGGCGCGGGAACCCCCUGUAAAAAUGCCUUCUUCACCCAUCAGGGGAGAGCAGUGCUUAUAGUCUGUCUUCACCCAUCAGGUGCUUGGUUGGCUGAACCCAACUUAUGGGGUUCCCCUCCAAAAAUACACCCCCAAAAGCUACUGCAGUGAGGAUUGAAAACGAACCCUCAUGCUUUGAACCCCCCCCAAAAUACAUCAAAAAAGGCAUUUUUAUACCAAGAAAACAGCGUGGUGUAGAAGAAUGGUUUUAUUCUUUGCAUCCGAAAUCCCUUUCAGUUUCCAAUGGGAUGCACGGCCGUGGGAAUGGGACUGGUUGGGGUUUUUAAAUGCAUUUUGUUUUGCUGAUUGUUUGUACUAAAACUGGUGACUCUGAUAUUAAAAUAUUUCCAAUCAUGGG
Molecule: messenger RNA, 1034 nt
Organism: Neopsephotus bourkii (Bourke's parrot)
Lineage: Eukaryota; Metazoa; Chordata; Aves; Psittaciformes; Psittacidae
Gene: CLDN19
Product: claudin 19
Exons: 5
Coding region: 21-698 (225 amino acids)
Biological process (GO): cell adhesion; bicellular tight junction assembly
Cellular component (GO): bicellular tight junction; plasma membrane
Molecular function (GO): structural molecule activity
Source: RefSeq, a predicted model, not a curated record